UGAUUAGUACACAGUGGGUCAAGCAGUAUAACCUCAAACCUGUAUGAAUCCUGAUGGAUUUGUGAUGGAUAUUGUGCGACGCAAAGUUAAUAAAUAAACGGAUACAUUCGCCGUCAAAAUCAAGCCGAACAUCGAUCUGAAUUAGAUUUCGGGUUUCGUGACCUUUUAACAGUUUUCGAGCCCACAAGAAUGUUAUAGGAAGGCACCUGCUGUCACAUUGAUGUAACAUCGUUAUUCCUGUUACGCCGCUGAUAAACGGGAACACCCUCCCUCUCUCUCUCUCUCCCUUUCUAAAUGAAAAAAUGUCAGCUCUACUCUUUUACACGUCAUUCUAUUUUCUGAUGUCCGGAUGUAUCGUCUACCCGCCGACGGAAUUCGUCUCGGCGGGCUUGACCGUCAAGGACGUCUUUGCGAAUUGGCUCGGUAGUGAGAACGAGUUUUUCAUACAGUAUCACAUUAGGAGGAGCAUAGCCACGCUAUUCCUACACUCCGCGCUACCUUUGGGCUACGUUCUUGGAUUGCUCUUCUUCGGACAUGUCGACGCCGGGAAACUGUUACUAGCCGAUGGAAAUUACCUCGGACCGUUGGUCGUCCUUUGCGUCACAAUCGCUCCGCUUUACAUGCUGAACAAGGUCCUCGAGUGGUCCGCCCACGAUUGGGCCACGCAUCCGAUAGCGCAAAAUCUAUCUGUGUACAGUAACAAUAACACGCCGUGGACGGCUGUCGCGUCGGACAUUAACACAGAAUACCGAAGAAUAGAUAAAAUUGUUAUUGUCACAAAUAGCGUAACUCGUGUCGUAGCGACGGACAAUUGGAUUAUUAAGAUCACGCCUUAUAAGUUGCAAGUGGCGCAUCAGAGCGACGCGACCCUGGUCGUGAAUAAGAGCGACGUUCAUUACAUGUCGCCCACAACGAGAGAUCAGGUUCAGUUCAUCAAUAUACAGGUGAAACCCAUGCGAGCUAUGGCGCAGGAGUUCGACAUAAGAUUGAAUGCGUUGGAUUUCAAGGAUCUGCAGGACCGAGUUUCACGGCCGAUCGCUGUACUGCAGAAUAUAACGUUCCACAGAACUUUACUCGACAGAUUUAUCGACACUUUCAAGGAGGAGGUCGAUAAAAACCCGUUCUACGAUACUGCCGAGGAGCUAGGUCAAUGCAUCGGAUGUAUGCAAGCGCUGUCGAAUGUAAAGUUGAACAGAUUGUGCAGCAGUGCCGAAACCAGAGACCAUGAUGACUGCACGAUAUGUUACUGCCGUCCAAUGUGGUGUAUAGAAUGUAUGGCGAAAUGGUUUGCCUCGAGACAAGAUGAGAAUGCGCCGGAAACGUGGUUGUCCUCCAAAUGUACCUGUCCUCUCUGCAGAGCACGAUUCUGCGUUCUAGAUGUGUGCUACGUGAGAAAUCCUAACAAUUAACAUCAAAAUAAUGGGCAUUAUUUUGAACUGUUCUUAUGAAAAAUAAUUGUUUGUAUCAAUUUUAAUACAAUUUUUUAAAAGAA
This is a messenger RNA of Wasmannia auropunctata (little fire ant), 1492 nucleotides long. RefSeq names its product E3 ubiquitin-protein ligase TM129. Gene Ontology annotation, molecular function: ubiquitin protein ligase activity. Gene Ontology annotation, biological process: protein ubiquitination. The coding region runs from base 303 to 1409 and encodes 368 amino acids. Gene Ontology annotation, cellular component: endoplasmic reticulum; membrane. Lineage: Eukaryota; Metazoa; Arthropoda; Insecta; Hymenoptera; Formicidae. The transcript has 7 exons. The record is from RefSeq and is a predicted model, not a curated record.